This is a messenger RNA of Oreochromis niloticus (Nile tilapia), 8917 nucleotides long. RefSeq names its product sema domain, immunoglobulin domain (Ig), transmembrane domain (TM) and short cytoplasmic domain, (semaphorin) 4Gb (gene sema4gb). The record is from RefSeq and is a predicted model, not a curated record. The transcript has 15 exons. Gene Ontology annotation, cellular component: plasma membrane. Gene Ontology annotation, biological process: neural crest cell migration; axon guidance; semaphorin-plexin signaling pathway. Bases 288 to 2936 code for a protein of 882 amino acids. NCBI's taxonomy places the organism in Eukaryota, Metazoa, Chordata, Actinopteri, Cichliformes, Cichlidae. Gene Ontology annotation, molecular function: chemorepellent activity; semaphorin receptor binding.
GUUGUGUUUGAGCAUUGGGUAACUGCAGCAGCAGCAGCAGCAGAGAAGCUCUGUGUUUCACCGCGGAGAGGUCGGCUCAAAGGAUUUAGGAGCAGAGCUACAGGAAAACAAGCAGACUCAGUGUGUUCUCAGCUGGAGGAUAAUCAAAGAGUCUGCGCCUGCUUGCUGCUGGGCUUGAAGAUACACGCCUUGCACAUUUAUUUCAUUAUUUAUUUAUUUAUUUUUUGCAUACAAUAAACAGUGAGCACAAGCAAGUCUCUGCUUGGACCUAGGUCUGUAGGUUAAUCAUGGGAUCAGCCAAGCCCUUCCUACUCCUGCUGCUGCCCCUGAUGUUUUUCAACAGACUAUCACAGCUGUGGGCUUUUCCGUUCAGCCCAUCCUUGGACCUGGAUGUCACUCCGAGAACUACCGUCUUCUCAAAAGGUCUGUUGGGCAGCACCCGUUUCAUCGGCUCUUCCCGAAACUACAGCACCCUGCUGUUGGAGGAGGAAGCUGGGCUGCUGUAUGUGGGAGGCAGAGGAGCACUCUACGCUCUCAACACAUCCAGCAUCUCCACACCUGCAAACCUCACAAUUGAUUGGGAUGCUUCCCCUGAACAGAAGAAGCAGUGCCUAAACAAAGGCAGAGACAAUCAGACAGAGUGUUACAACCACAUCCGCUUUCUGCAGCGAUACAAUGAGACCCACCUGUACGUCUGUGGAACGAACGCCUUCAGACCGCUCUGUGCUUAUAUCGAUGCAGAGCGAUUCAGCUUCUCCUCAGGUUUUGAGGAAGGCAGAGACAGGUGUCCGUAUGACCCAGCAAAGGGAUUCACCGGCCUCAUCGUAGAUGGCGAGAUGUUCACAGCCUCUCAGUACGAGUUUCGCAGCUCUCCAGAUAUUCGCCGAAACUUUCCAUUCCCCACACUGAGGACAGAGGAGGCGCCCACUCGGUGGCUUCUGGAGGCAGAUUUCGUGGGCUCUGUGCUGCUGAAGGAGAGCAUCAACAGCUCUAUCGGUGAUGAUGACAAGAUUUACUUCUUCUUCACUGAGAGAAGCCAGGAGCAGAUUGCCUACCCGAGCCAGACCAAGGUGUCCAGGGUCGCCAGAGUGUGCAAGACUGACUGGGGAGGCCAGAGGACUUUGCAGAGGAAGUGGACCUCGUUCCUCAAGGCCAGAAUGGUGUGCUCAGUCCCAGAGUAUGAGCUGCACCUCAAUAUCCUGCGUGACGUGUUCGUCCUGCAGGAGCGAGACGCUCGCAGCAGCAUUUUUUAUGGUGUCUUUGGUCUGGAAUGGAAGAAUAUCAAAGCGUCUGCUAUCUGCCAGUACGCCUUCUCAGAUGUGCAGAAGGUUUUCGAAGGGCCGUACAUGGAGGUGCAAGACUCAAAAUGGAGGGAGUACACAGGAAAAGUCCCAGAUCCAAGACCUGGCUCUUGUAUAACAGAUCUGCACAGGUCCCAGAACAUCAACUCGUCUCGAGAUCUCCCAGACAAUGUCCUCACCUUUGCCAGAAGGCACCCGCUGAUGGCCAAACAGGUGCACCCAAUAGGUGUGCGCCCCCUCAUGUUCAAAAGAAGUGUCAACUAUGUCAAGAUAGCAGUGCACAAAGAGCCGGCACUGGACGGAAAUAUUUACACUGUUCUGUUUUUGGGAACUGAUGACGGCUGGCUGCAUAGAGCUGUGGACAUCGAUGGAGAAAUGCAUAUCAUAGAAGAGCUGCAGCUGUUUGAUGAACCACAGCCCAUAGAGAGCAUGGUCAUCUCCUCACCUUUGAGGAGUGUCUAUGUUGGGUCCUACUCGGGAGUCGUGCAGGUACCGAUGUCAACCUGCAAGAGGUACACUUCCUGUUAUGACUGUGUCUUCGCCAGAGACCCCUUCUGUGGCUGGGAUGGGAAAGUGUGUGUGGAAAUAUCUUCACGUGCACAAAAGUCGAACCUAACCCAGGAUAUCUUGAGAGGGGUCAGGGGCUGCAAGGAGAAUUCAGGAAAUGUGGUCCAUCGGAGGCGUUCUGUGAUGUCGGGUGACGACGUGCUACUCCAGUGUGAACUACACUCCAACCUGGCAACUCCACGCUGGACGCUAAACGGCAGGGAGCUCCAGGGAUACGACCUCAAUUCGGGUUAUCGGAUCGGCACAGAUGGCCUCCUGAUAAUCGGAGCUCGCACCCAACAGAGCGGCAUUUACCGCUGCUUUGCUCUCGAGAACUCAGUCUCAGUUCUGGUCUAUCUCUACACAGUAAGGGUUCACACAGAGCCGUACUUCCCUGUGGAACCCACAGCCACAACUAACCCCACUACAAUUUCCAGCCCGACUGUUUUCUCCACCGGUAGCCCCACUGAGCAGCCCUUGCCCUCACCUCCCGCCCCACUUCCUUCAAGACCUGAGUUUCAGACCUACAGACACAUGGAGGCCGUGUACAUCUCUCUGGUGGCGGUUCUCGGUGGGCUUUGCUUGGUGUUGACUGUGGUCCUUCUUUAUGUAAGCUUCUGCACUAGACGAGCCUCUCAGGAUCGGAAGUUCUCCCAGCAAGGUCUCCAAGUCCUAGGUGCCUCUGAGAGAAAAAGGAGCUCCCACCUUGAACUUAAAACCAUCUCCAGCCACUGCAAUGGCCGUCAGGGUCGUCGGUCCAUCUCAGUGCCGAGCUUUGGGGACAUGGGUGAUGGCUUCCUCCAAAUAGUGCCAGGUGAAGGCCAGAUGUCUCCAGCUAAAACACCUCCUCCAGCUCCUCCUCUUCCCAUGCCACCCCCGCUUCCCAACAUGGACUACGCCAACGGGCUUUCGGCCACUCUGCCCAGCGUGCUGAGGAAGAUGAACGGAAACAGCUACGUGCUGCUGAGGCAGGCCGACCCUGACGGUAUGUCCCCGCUCUACCAUUCCUUCACAGAGGAGCUCAACAGGAUCCUGGAGAAAAGGAAACACACACAGCUGGACUUGCAACCCGAUGAGAGCUCCAUCUAGGACACCACUCUUAUGCUUCAUCCCACUGUUAUUUAUUUUUAUCCUAGCGGUGACCCGUAGUUGUGGGGAAAACUGACUAUUUUAUGAAGUGCUGCUCUUAAUUGCACAGAGUACCUGCAGGUCAUGUCAUAACUUGGUCAGAAAUAUUCAGCCUGUUGUGUCUUUGGUGACAAAUGGCCCAGGAUUUCACUAAUCAGAGACUGCUAAAACGUGGAACUGUGAAGAAUUACUACGACCAAGGAGCUUAAAGAUGCUACCUAAAGUGCAAACUCUCUGGAAGUUUCUGAAAGAUGACAGUCAGACGACAAAAAAGGCAAUGUUACAAAAUAGGACAUGGAUACAAAAACUAAAUUAGGCCCGGAGGUGAUCAAGCAUUUCCGAGACUGUGGAGAGAUUCAAGAAGUUUUAGAACCAUGUAAUAUUAGGUAUCUGUGGAGCUUAAAGUGAUACUUCAUCCAAAACAUGCUAAGCAUUAGGCUAUUUUGUAUAAAUUAAAAACAUGGCCUAAGACCAGUAGCACCUAAUGUGCUUACAGCUUUACCACCCAGUCCUGUGCAUGAAGAUGCACCUCUUUGUUGCUUGUGACUGUGUUUGUGGACUGGUAUCAUCACAAACUGCACAGUGAGCCCUUCUAUGAGGCAGAUGGUAAAAGAUGCUUUUUCAAGUGGCUUUUUGAGAAGUCCUAAAAAACAUAGGAUGAACAAGGUCAUCACGGCUUAAGUAAGGAGACAUCCAUGCCCCUUCUCGUCUUUUUUUUUUUAUAAAUGCACUAACCUACCAAACUAAAGACUAAUAAAAGACUUAUGUGGUGUGAAGGUAAAGUUCUGUCUAUGCCCAGAAAAAUAAAAAGCUACAAGAGAUUUAAAUUUGCCCAGUCUCUCCUUCAAGAAUAUCGCCUUGGGCAGCAUUACGACACUUUGAACGUGGCUGUUACUUUUAGGUUGCUGCCUGGAAGUCCCAUUAUACCCUCUUGCAGCUCUGAUUCUGUGAUGUGUGGUGUCGAAACUGGAACCGAUCAUCUUGGAUUUUUUUUUAGGAGAAGAGGGUGAAGUCGGAGGCAAAUCUGGCUUGUGUGGCAGGUGCUCAGCACGGAUUUCGUUGCUGUGGCUUAAAAUAAAUCAUUUUCUAUACACUGUUCAGAUGGUUUUUACCAAAUGUCAUCUCUCAGAUUCUUCAGGAGGCUAAAGUAAAUAUCAGUGUUGGAAAACUCUCCAUGAGGAAUGAAUAAACAUUGAAAAACCCCACAAAUGUCUCCUGGCAGCACCACCUUUGUGCUUGGACACUGUGAACUCUUCCAGUGAAAGCUGCUCUUUGGAUUCUGGAUGUAACCAAAGACCAAGUUUGCAUCAACAGUAAUCAGCUGGAUCACACAGCAGCUGAUGUUUGCUGAGUUUGCUCUGUGAAAUUCUAGAUACAAAAGUGCAAGGGUUCAUAAUGGGACCUUUGGAGGAGCGUGCUAAAAAUAGCUACCCUGGAAGUGAUCCAGAUGUGCACAACAAGAUGACCUUGAAGGGGAGAUUAGCCAAAUUAAAUCAGGUAUAAAUUUAGAUUGACUGAGAUGAGCAGCAAGCCUUGUAUAUUUUUUAAAUGGCUGGAAAGGAGGUAGAGUAUUAAUCCCAUAUUUUCACAAAAUUAAUUGUUUGUGUAAAAUAUUGAGCAUAUGGAGAAAUGAGUGAAAGUUGAGCACACAAAGCUCCAGGAAUGGUUUUUGACUGGCUUGUCAUGUUUCAAACCACUUUUUCUAUUAUGCAUGUCCUUUGCAGAGAUGUAACGAAUGAUUAUUUUCCUAUGAUUUCUCACUUUAGGAUCUGAAAGCUGUGAAUGUUUGGCAUUUUUGCUCGAUAAACAACACUUAUCUUCUCUGUUAAGCAGUCGGCUACAAUCAUUGUAAUAACUAAAAUGUUGACUUUAGUAAAAGUAUCACUUUAAGAAUCCAGUUUUGAUACAACACACUAGAGCACAGAUUUUAAGACAAGUCUUACAUUUUAGUGUAUUUAUUUAAACCACUUUUCCCCCUUGAUUUUUCUCAUGUAAAUAGCAAUAAAUAUACACCACUGUUGCAACCGUUAGUAGCAUAGUGUGCUGUGCCAGUGCCAAUGGAAAAACCUGUAGCAAACUUGGAACUAUUUUUUUCCCUGUAGUAUUUCUAUUUUUAGCCUCUCUGUGGGAAAAGAGAUAAAACUUUAUGAAAGUAAACAUGCAGUCUAUUAAAGGAGCAGUCAGCGUGGGGGUCAGAUUGAUUGAUUUUUGCCGUAGAUCACAGACUGGCUUCAGGGUUGUAGAGGUGAACCGGGAACCACAAACUGAUGAGAUCCUGUAAAAAAAAAAUUUUGAUGUUGUUUUAUAUUUAUAUUUAAACACCUAAACUUACUGCUAGUCAGUCAGAAGGCCUGUUUUCUGGAUAACACUGACAGUUUUACUUUCUCUCAAAACAUCAAGACUAUGGUUUCAUGUGAGCUAUUACAAAAACAGGCGAAAAAACAAACAGUGGAUUUCUACAGCAAAAAUAAAAAAAGUUCUAGUCAUCUAUCUCUUAAAACAACGCUGAGAGCAAGGCUCACAUUUGUCCUCUGCUGUGCUAAAGCUGCACGUGGCAAGUUGCCAAACCCAAGUGGAGAAGACCUUCACACAUGCAGCCCACAAAAGCAUCCUCAAUGUUUACCUGACAUUAGUGCAAUGCCAAAACAACAAGAACUGCAGCUUUCACUGUAUUUCCUCAACAAGGUGAACAACGCUAUGAUUAAAUGCUACGUGUAUAUCUUACAGGGAAGUGACUGAAAUGAAUCUCUGAGCUUUUUGUAAACGUGUCACGGCCAGUGGUAAAUAAAGAUCCGUCUUUGCUGCAAAGUGUUGAAUCAGCUCUCGUAGCUUCAGCACAAACAGCGGGCCUCUCUGGUGGCUCGCAUUGUUUAUCUGUCAGACAGCGAGAGCCGUGUUUGGCUCACCUCCACGAGGGGAGGACAGCAGCUUCUUGUCUGUUUGUAUGGCUCGCUGUCAUCUCUGCAGGUACAUCCAGCCACAAAACAUUUGACCUGCGUGUCCUGGUUAGUCAUGCAGGAAACAGAUGGCGAUACUAGUAGACAGGAGAUGUUUUGCACUUGCAGGUCUUCUCGUGUGUCUUGUACUUUGGCAUCAUGGAUUUUUAAUUCUUUUUUUUGCUGAGGAUAAUAUAGUUCAGGCAGUCCACUCUAUGCAAAUAGAGGUAGAAGAAAUUCUCUGUGACUAAAGAACCACAUUAAUUCAAUCCACUCAAAGCACUUAACUGAUUGCAUGCUUGCAUAUUAAGCUGUUCUUUUAAAACUAUGCACUACAGAUUUUUUGGCAAUCCAUGUGCACCCAGCUACAUCAUGAUUAUCGCUGAAGAGAAACUCUGCAAAAGUGUGCAUGAUAUGUUCCCCAGGAAGUCUGUGGGAUCUGGGGAAGUGACAGUAGAAGUCUCUGGGUGAUUCAGGAACAAAACUUCUUUUUUUUUUUAUUAAGUAAAGUCAGAACCACGGCCAAGCUGCUAUCACCACAUAAAAGUAAAAAGAAUGCGACAAAAUUUAGCAGCCCGUCACUAAAAGGGAAAUUAAUCAAAUAGCUAGCAAACACUGCACACACAAAUCUCCAUAAGCUCACACACUGCAAACCGAAAUACACUAAAAGACUGAGGUUCUCCUCUCCCUCUGCCUCCGCUUAAAUACUCCCAGGCUUAAUUGCUGAGUGGAUUCAGCUGCAAAGGGCGGUGCAUACGACUGGAGAGAGCGUAAAACAGACACACAGACAGGCAAAAGCCUCAGUAGGCCGUAACAGUGUGCUUUUAUUACAGUACAUAGCAUCGUUUUGUGACAGGACAAAUAAGCUGUUCUAAAUGGGCAUAUUUAAAUGAUAACUUUAGCUCUACAUAUUAUUUAAUUUUUCAAAUGGUCAUUUUCAAGGGGUGGGCAGAUCAAUCCGAAUAUCAAUGGUAUCGACGCUGGUACUGGUAUGAAUCAAUACUAGCAUGAUGGAACCGAUACUGUAGUUUGCUUCUCUUCUGUAAGAUUAGUACAUUGCUCCUCUUCAUAAGAAAGGAGACAUGUCUGUGCAAACUCCACUAAUAGAUAUGUCUAUUUUUGUUCUGUUAACUACUUAUUAUGGAAAGUAAAAUUCACAGUGAUUAGUGGCCAUUAAAAUCUGUUCAGAAAUCUGCAAACUGAUGGUGAGUCAUUGCACUACUCUCCAUGAGCUGCAUUUAAAAGUUAAAAGUAUCAGUAUUAGUAUCGGCAAUACUAGCCCUGUAUAUACUUAGUAUCGGAUCAAUACCACUGUCAUCCAAACCUUGAUCUGUCUGCUUUUUGAACUUUAGUGUCAGAGUUAAAGGCUUUUCAGUUUACUAAACACUGAGUAUAGUGUGUUUGUCAGUGUUUUUGCCACAAGCCACAAGUCCAUUUUUACUGUAUCCUAGAAAAAAAAUAAUCUUGUUACACACUGUUUCCAUAAGCAAUACAGUGGACAAAUUUAAAGGUUACAAUGACCUUCUUUUAUAUAUUUUAAAUGCCAUAUAUAUGCUUUGAAACUACAGUAUGUGGUAAAAACCUGAACUUAAAGUUCUUGGUUCAUACUUUCUCCCAAACUUUGCCACUUCAUCUUCUGCUUUCUCCCGUUUCUGAUCAGCCUUUUAUAAAAAAGCAAAAAACAAACCACUUCACAUGUUUUGAUCCUCAUCUUCUGUCCUCAACUCUUUCCAUCUCUGCUGCGUCUUUUAUUACCACUGCUCAUCACUUCAUCAUGACAGCAUCAUCUGUAACUCUUGCCGCUCACAUUCACACUCGCUUCUCAAGGACCCGGCUGAAUUUCCAAAUGGUCACGGUGGCCUCUAAUCAAUUAAAGCCGGCUUUUAAAAGAGCACUCGAGUUUGUGUUUUUGAACAUGUGGGAAUUCAAGUAACAAUUGGAUUUUCUGUAGCAGUUUAAGAUGCUGUUAUGUUAUGAAGCUCUCACAAGAAUCCGACAGCUUGAGCAUUCAAAGGGAUGCUUUAUGUUUCCCUUGUUAGCUUCUAUAGUUUCAAAUAAUGACAAGCUCUAGCUUCAGACUGCUAUUUACAUUUACUUUCUGACAGUUUUUCUACUAAUCUAUAUGAUGUCAGAUAGGGCUGAUAACCCUAAUAUGGUCAUCUCAUGUACAGAAGCUCCACCCACCUGCUGCUAGUCAGUCAAUCAGAGGGCUUAAAGGAAGAGAGGCUAAAACAACUUGUUCCCAGACAAGACAAGACAAGACAAGACAAGACAGGCCCAGCAUAAGACAAGUAGGAUAAUUUUAGAAUCUGGUUUAUGCAAAGGUACUGGAAGUUGCAUAAUAGGCCCACAGUAUAUGUUUAAAUCAAAGUUGUACAGUGUAAAAUGGUUUUUUUUUUUAAUUUUUUGCUGGUUAAUAUUUAAUUUCAAUAAAAUGUGUAAAAUAAUUGCAGCUUCUACUGAGUUCAACAUAUUUGUGUUAUAUAGAAUUUUUUCUUGUAAAUGUCUGGGUAUUUCUGAACAUAGUGGAAGUUUCACCUGAAUCUAAGGUCAUUACUGCUGCUAUUUCACUGUUAUUCAAGGGCAAUUCGUUUACAAUAAACACUCUAUUCUGUACUAUGGACUUAAAUUUAAAUAGUUAACACGUUGGCUGCUUUACAUUCACAUGAAAUUGUUUUUUGGGGUUUUUGUUUUUUUUUUGCUAAUUCCAUAGCAGUAAUGAUCCUGCUGUUUAUGUAGAUGUACUUUCUUCUUUGUGUUGGGCCUAAACAGUUCACAGCUUGCACUGUUCUUUCUUAUGUGCUUUGUUAACAAUCAUGUAUACUAAGCCCCUGUAAACUGUGACACUUUGAGUCAAGCUGGUUCUGUAUUAUUUUUGAUGUAGAUAAUGAACUUAUCUUUGCUGUCUUAUCAGAAUAUAACUGGCCAAAGUGAUAUCAUUGAUUUUUUUCAUGUUGAGUCUCAUGUCUUAUUUAUUUCACGUCAUUAAAUUUCCACUGGCAUUCA